AUGGCGUCUGCCGCGACCUAUAAGGACCGGCAAUUCCUCGCAGUCAUUGGUGACGAAGACUCUGUGACAGGUCUCCUUCUCGCUGGUAUUGGACAUGUCACUAACCCUCCUGAUGCCCAACGCAACUUCCUCGUCGUCGAUUCCAAGACCGAAACAUCGGAGAUUGAGCGGACCUUCCAGAGCUUUACCCAGGAGAGGAAGGACAUUGCUGUCGUCUUGAUCAACCAACAUAUCGCCGAGCGCAUCCGUCACAGCGUGGACACCUUUACCGACCCUUUCCCCGCCGUCCUCGAAAUCCCCAGCAAAGACCACCCCUACGAUCCCGAGAAGGACAGUGUCCUUAAGCGCGUCCGCCGGCUGUUUGGCGAGUAA
This is a messenger RNA of Penicillium argentinense, 372 nucleotides long. Its product is annotated as H(+)-transporting V1 sector ATPase subunit F. Gene Ontology annotation, biological process: proton transmembrane transport. The transcript is spliced from 5 exons. Bases 1 to 372 code for a protein of 123 amino acids. Gene Ontology annotation, molecular function: proton-transporting ATPase activity, rotational mechanism. Gene Ontology annotation, cellular component: proton-transporting V-type ATPase, V1 domain; fungal-type vacuole membrane. The record is from RefSeq and is a predicted model, not a curated record. Lineage: Eukaryota; Fungi; Ascomycota; Eurotiomycetes; Eurotiales; Aspergillaceae.